AGACUGUCCAAGGGUUAUUGGGAAUAUGUAAAUGUAGAUGGAUACAGUUAAGGCACAAGAGUGGACUUAUAAUGGGAUGCAUUAUUAGAUUGAUACAAUGCACCUUGCUUGCCCAGGAGCCAAUACAGAGGAGACAAAGGAACAGUCUCAGCUGAUUCGAGCCGGUCAGAAGGACGAGUUCUAUCAAACUUUCCUUAGGAACAGCGCGAAUGAAACCUUUCAAACGCUUGCCGGAUCCAAAAGGUGGCUGGACUGGAGGAAAGAAAUUGAACUACUUUCAGACGUCGCUUAUUUUGGUUUGACAACACUCAUAGGUUACCAGACCCUGGGUGAGGAAUACGCCAAUAUCAUCCAAGUUGACCCCAGUAAAAGACGCAUUCCCUCCCCAGCAAGACGAGGCCUCUUUGUUUUCUGCCAUACAUUGUUGCCAUACGUUUUGGACAAGCUCUUGGUCUGCUUGGAGAAUGAGCUCGAAGGCGCACAGGAGACUAGCUGCGGUGUCAGACGGCGGCAGGCUGCAUCCGGGCCGUGGAGCCUGGAACUGUGGUUGAGGAGAUGCAUCCGGAGGGCGGUGGGACUGUUGUCAGAGCGCCAGAGGAUAAAGUGUUUGCCGGCUGUGUUUGUCCUCCAGCAGACAGUGACCCUUCUACACAGAUUCCACGUGGCUUUCUUUUACGUCAGCGGCAUUUUCUAUCAACUGUCCAAGAGGACUUCUGCAAUCAGCUAUCUGCGUGCUUCAGGGCCUCAGAGCGAUGACAGGUCCAUUAGGAGCAGCUACAGGCUGCUGGGAGCCAUCUCGCUCAUCCAGCUGCUCAUCACAGUAUGUCUGCAGCUCAACAACUUUAGACAAAGGCAGCGAGCCAGACAGGAAUGGAAGCUCCAGAGGAACCUCACGGGCAGUCCACAGCAAACCCAGAAGACAAAGUCCUCGCCCAGUCGCUGCAUCCUCUGCCUGGAGGAGCGCAGACAUCCAACCUCUACCCCCUGCGGGCACCUCUUCUGCUGGGAGUGUAUCACAGAGUGGUGCAACACCAAGGCCGAGUGCCCACUGUGCCGUGAGAAGUUCCAGCCUCGUCGACUAGUGUACCUGAGGAACUACAGCUAGAAGACUCGUUUCAUUUAAAAAUACAUGGAUGACAGAUGCUUCCAAGGAUCUCCAACAAAAAAAAAUCAUAAUUUAAAGACUAUUUUCCAUCUUGUAACUUUCUCUGUCUCAAAUUAUAUUCAGUACAUACUGUAGGUCAGAUUUUUAAAUGAAUCAUUGUGCCUUUUUUUUUAUAAAAAAAAAAAAAAAAGAAAUGUGAGAGUUCUAUUUUUGAUUGCAUCAGUCAAUAUUACUGAAAAAAAACUGUUUGACUGGAGCUUAUAGUAUAAUUUACUAAAUUCAGCAAUCCACUAUGAUUUUCUUUAUUGAAUGAGUACAAUAGAUGGAAGAAAGUGAUCUGUUUACUCGGAAUGUCCAUAAAACAUCGUGGAACAAACAGCGUCUGUCAAACAGCAUCUGUCAAAAUAAAAAUUCUAUUCUUCUA
Messenger RNA from Syngnathus typhle (broad-nosed pipefish), 1529 nucleotides. RefSeq names its product peroxisomal biogenesis factor 10 (gene pex10). The record is from RefSeq and is a predicted model, not a curated record. Bases 98 to 1105 code for a protein of 335 amino acids. Gene Ontology annotation, molecular function: zinc ion binding. The transcript is spliced from 7 exons. Gene Ontology annotation, biological process: protein import into peroxisome matrix. Lineage: Eukaryota; Metazoa; Chordata; Actinopteri; Syngnathiformes; Syngnathidae. Gene Ontology annotation, cellular component: peroxisomal membrane.